AUGGCCGACUCGAAGAGUGAUUUUAUUUGUUUGAAAGACGUCGAUACCUCUUUUCAAAACCGUUCAAAUUCUAUAUUUGGCAGACUUGGUACUUUAGAACCGUCAAACGAGAACUCUGGUGUCGAAACAGAGGACGAAACUGCAAGGAAAGAGCAAAGAAGCGUGAAUAAAGAUCGAAAUAACUCGCCUAGGAGUGCUUCGAGACGUUUGCCAGCGCGUGUACCACAACACGUUUUGUCGCCUGAGAAAUGGACCAAAUAUAGCUUGGAGAAUGACGGGUCUGAUGAAUUUCGAGGCUUAAAUGAACAUAGUUUAAAUAAACAUGCUGCUCACAGCUUUCUCGCGGAUUUAAAAAAGCGAAAAUCUGUUGAAAAUAGCCGUGAAAAUGCUGCAAAUUCCCUUAGUUCGAAACGGAACAAGUCAGAAUCAGAGAAUCGCGCUUCCAAAACAGACAAUGUAAAGUCAGAUAAAAUAGACACAAAUAAACAAACUUCUAACACAAACUCGAAACAUGAUGAAGUUUCAUCAAGUAUUGACAAUGAUGAUUCCAAUCUUUUGUUCAAAAAACCAGAGCCUAAAAUAGAUAUGACAUCAUCCAAGACUUCUGCAGGAGUUUGGAAAGGCGGGACAUACACUAUGCCUGAAUAUGUUGUGGGUUCGGCUCGAUCGAAGGCAAGCCCUGGGCCAGGUAAACGUUCAGGUGCGAAGCCAGUCGCAAGCAAUGGUCCGGUGAAUCUGGAGCAUUUAGGAGACAAAUGUGUGGAUGGUGUUGCAACAGGAGAGGAGGAAGGAAAAAUGGGCAAAGUGAAAGGGAAAAGGAAUUUCAGAAAAAGGAAAAUGGAUGACAAAAGAAAAGAUGAAUGUGAAAAUAAUACUGACUAA
Molecule: messenger RNA, 882 nt
Organism: Paramuricea clavata
Lineage: Eukaryota; Metazoa; Cnidaria; Anthozoa; Malacalcyonacea; Plexauridae
Source: the annotation of a GenBank genome assembly